AUGAGCAGAUUCCCAAAACCAGGCCGCCGUCUGCUAAUCUUCCAAGAGACGCGCAAUCCGCAAAAUAUCGCUGAAAUUCUCUACGUCCCUGUCAACAAACUAGGUCUUCCUAUCUGUGGUGAUGGGCCUGAGUUACCGUCUAUUUUAGAAUUACCGCUUCGUAUCUUGAAGGUUUUUACUGAUAUUUUCAAUCAGCCGAAGUAUAAAGGGUGGGCUGUUGUUUCUGCUGGUCCGUACCAUGAUACUUCGGAAGAGGGGAAGUUCUAUGCUGUUUUGUUGGAGCAAUUGCAGAGUCCUCAGGAUUCAACUAUUUGA
Molecule: messenger RNA, 315 nt
Organism: Penicillium taxi
Lineage: Eukaryota; Fungi; Ascomycota; Eurotiomycetes; Eurotiales; Aspergillaceae
Exons: 2
Coding region: 1-315 (104 amino acids)
Source: RefSeq, a predicted model, not a curated record